UCAGUCUUGCACAGGUGUACUGGCUCCUCCCCUUCAUUCUUGCACAGGUGUACUGGCUCCUCCCCUUCAGUCUUGCACAGGUGUACCUCCUCCUCCCCUUCAGUCUUGCAUGGGUGUACCGGCUCCUCCCCUUCAGUCUUGCACGGUGUACCGGCUCCUCCCCUUCAGUCUUGCACAGGUGUAUUGGCUCCUCCCCUUCAGUCUUGCACAGGUGUAUUGGCUCCUCCCCUUCAGUCUUGCACAGGUGUACCGGCUCCUCCCCUUCAGUCUUGCACAGGUGUACCGGCUCCUCCCCUUCAGUCUUGCACAGGUGUACCGGCUCCUCCCCUUCAGUCUUGCACAGGUGUACCGGCUCCUCCUCUUCAGUCUUGCACAGGUGUACCGGCUCCUCCCCUUCAGUCUUGCACAGGUGUACCGGCUCCUCCCCUUCAGUCUUGCACAGGUGUACCGGAUUCUCCCCUUCAGUCUUGCACAAGUGUACCGGCUCCUCCCCUUCAGUCUUGCACAGGUGUACCGGCUCCUCCCCUUCAGUCUUGCACAGGUGUACCGGCUCCUCCCCUUCAGUGU
Messenger RNA from Staurois parvus, 567 nucleotides. The record is from the annotation of a GenBank genome assembly. NCBI's taxonomy places the organism in Eukaryota, Metazoa, Chordata, Amphibia, Anura, Ranidae.